CCCUCGUCCUCACCCACCUGUCGACAGGAUGGCAGCCCUCCAGUCGGUUCACGAGCUCGUCGAGCGCGACGGCCUCACGUCGGCCCAGGCCGUCUUCGUCUACGACUCGACCCCGACCGCUCCCUUUGGCGACUCGCUCUCGCACGUCGCCACGGAGCAGGGCAACGCGCGCGUGUUCCAGAUGCAGGUCCGCGCAGGUGCCGGUGCCUCGCUCGUCGGCUUCGUCGAGUCGGGCGCCUACACGAGCAAGGGCGCCGCCAGCAACGCCGGCUCCAAGCCUGUCGCCGUCCUCGGCUCGAGCUCCGCCUUGCUCGCCCUCGUCCCCUCGCUCCUCAGCCUCCCCGAGUCGACCAAGCGCUCGGCCCUGAGCGUCCACGUUUCGGCACAGACGUCGUCCCUCGCCACCGACGAGUCGGGCGAGCCCACCCUCACCCAGGUUCCCGACCUCGCCGCCGUCCUCGAGGGCGCCAAGCAGCUCACCGACGGCGGCUGGAACGGCGCCGUCGUCUUUUCCGAGACGGCCGAGGACGCCGCCCACGUCGCGACCGGUGUCGCCAAGGGCGUCGCCGCCGCCGGGUUCGACCUCGUCGGCGUCUUUGACGGCCUCACCGCCGGCCGCCAGCUCGCCCCGCUCGCCGCGACGUCCGCCAUCAAGGCCGCCAAGUCGCUCGAGGCGACCCUCGCGUCGGCGCUCCCGUACUUCUCGUACUCGGGCUCGUCGUCCGCCACCAAGGUCCUCGUCCUCCCGGCAUCGGCCUACUCGGCGGCGGCCAAGGCGGCCAUUGCCGCGUCGGGCACGACCGACGUCGGCGUCCUCUCGGUGCGCGUCCUCGCCCCGUGGAGCGCCGACGAGCUCUUCAGGGCCGUCCCCGAGUCGGCCAAGUCGCUCCACGCGUUCGUCGAGGAGGGCGAGGCCGCCGGCCCGCUCUUCGACGAGGUCCUGUCGUCGGUCCUGUCGGCCGGUUCGUCGCUCAAGGUGCGCGCCCUGCCGGUCUCGGGCGCGUCGGUCCCGACCGUCGAGGACUGGGCCGCUCGCGUCGCCAAGCUCGCCGGCGCCCGUACCGCUCCGGCCCAGCUCAAGGCGCUCCUGCCCGCCCAGGCCAAGCUCGCCGUCUUCUGGGACGUCGACGCGAGCUCGGGCAAGACCGAGACGGUGCCGGCGCAGCUCGCCCGCACGUUCGCCGCCGCCGACACGGGCGUCUCGGCCAAGCUCGAGGUCAAGUACGACAACUUCCGCCAGGCCGGCCUCCAGCAGGCGGCGCUCCUCCUCGAGAACGCGGCCAACGUCGCCAAGGACGUCACCGUGUCGUCCAUCGUCGAGACGUCGGCGCCGUCGCUCCUGUUCAUCGGCUCGCCGCAGAGCGUCUUCAAGGCGUACGCGCCGUUCUCGCCCGCGACCGUCAGCAAGGACACGCGCAUUGUCGUCGCCGGCAACUGGACCCAGGACGACUUUGCGACCAAGCUCCCGUACGCGCAGCGCAAGGCGCUCGUCGAGCUCGCCGACGGCGGCAAGGGCCACGUGUUCGCGAUCGACGCCGACAAGGUCGCCAAGGCGCAGGGCGUCGCCGCGUCGGCCGUCGCCGAGGUCGUCUUCUGGACCCUGUACCUGCCCGCCACCAUCUCGGCCAAGGAGCUCGUGACGCUCCUCGCCCAGACGCCGACGUUCGCCGACUGGGCCGCGGCCAAGCUCGUCGAGGUCAACGGCGCCGUCCGCAACGCGCUCACCAAGGUCGACGUCGUCCCGUCGUGGGCCGACGAGCCGGUCGACGACGAGGGCAACAAGGUCGAGCAGCCGGCGGCCCUCCCGACCCAGCUCGUCGCGACGGCGGCGGGCCCGAACCCGGACCGCACCUUCUCGGACCCGGUCGCGACCAUCGCCGGCGGCAACCAGCACAAGGCGUGGCACCACGCGGCGCAGCGCUUCCUGUUCCCCGAGGCGUUCGCGCUCGAGGGCGCGUUCGAGGACAAGCUGCGCCCGGACCUCCCCGAGCGCAACUUCCUCAUCACGGUCACCGAGAACCGCCGCCUGACGCCCGACACGUACGAUCGCAACGUGUUCCACAUCGAGUUCAGCACCGAGGGCACCGGGCUCAAGUACGCCAUCGGCGAGGCGCUCGGCAUCCACGGCUGGAACGACGCCGGCGAGGUCGAGCAGUUCCUCGAGUGGUACGGGCUCGAGCCCGAGGCCGUCAUCUCGGUCCCGUCGCGCGAGGACCCGACCCGGGUCGAGCAGCGCACCGUCUUCCAGGUGUUCCAGCAGAACCUCGACAUCUUCGGCAAGCCGGGCAAGUCGUUCUACGAGACGCUGUCGCGGUACGCGACCGACAAGAACGAGGAGCGCGCCCUGCGCUUCAUCGCGUGCCCCGAUGGCCACUCGACGUUCAAGAAGCUGUCCGAGAUGGACACGGUCACGUACGCCGACCUCAUGCGCCAGUUCCCGUCGGCGCGCCCGCCGGUCGAGGACCUCGUGCGCGAGAUCGAGGAGAUCAAGCCGAGGCACUACUCGAUCGCGUCGUCGCAGAACUUUGUCGGCGACAGCGUCCACCUCCUCAUCGUCACCGUCGAGUGGCAGACCCCCAAGGGCUCGCCUCGCUACGGGCAGUGCACGCGUUACCUCGCCGGCCUCAAGCCGGGCGACAAGGUCAUGGCGUCGGUCAAGCCCUCGGUCAUGAAGCUCCCGCCUCGCGACGAGCAGCCCGUCGUCAUGGCCGGCCUCGGCACCGGCGCGGCGCCGUUCCGCGCCUUUAUCCAGGAGCGCGCGUGGCAGCGUGCCCAGGGCAAGGAGGUCGGCCCCAUGCUGUACUACUUUGGCUCGCGGCACCGCGCGCAGGAGUACCUGUACGGCGAGGAGCUCGAGGCGUACUUCCAGGAGGGCGUCGUGAGCCACCUCGGCUUGGCCUUCUCGCGCGACUCGGACAAGAAGGUCUACAUCCAGCACAAGAUGAACGAGGACGCCGAGCUGCUCGCCAAGAUGCUCGACGACGGCGCGUUCUACCUCUGCGGCCCGACUUGGCCCGUCCCGGACGUCUACGAGGCGCUCGUCAAGGCCUUCGCCACGGUCGGCAUGUCCGCCGAUCAGGCCGCCGAGCACAUCGAAGCCCUGAAGGAGGACGAGCGCUACAUCCUCGAGGUGUACUAGAUGCGCGGCGGCGGUAGAUGGCCGGUCGAGUAGAGCUCCAGGAGGCGAGGUUGUGGAACGAGUAGAGGCUCGCGCUUUCUUCUCUCG
Messenger RNA from Rhodotorula graminis WP1, 3226 nucleotides. RefSeq lists its product as uncharacterized. The record is from RefSeq and is a predicted model, not a curated record. The transcript is spliced from 4 exons. Gene Ontology annotation, cellular component: cytosol. NCBI's taxonomy places the organism in Eukaryota, Fungi, Basidiomycota, Microbotryomycetes, Sporidiobolales, Sporidiobolaceae. The coding region runs from base 29 to 3139 and encodes 1036 amino acids. Gene Ontology annotation, molecular function: FMN binding; flavin adenine dinucleotide binding; sulfite reductase (NADPH) activity.